Molecule: messenger RNA, 1078 nt
Organism: Crotalus tigris (Tiger rattlesnake)
Lineage: Eukaryota; Metazoa; Chordata; Lepidosauria; Squamata; Viperidae
Exons: 7
Coding region: 20-817 (265 amino acids)
Source: RefSeq, a predicted model, not a curated record
UCUGGCGUGGGGGAGGAACAUGGAACACGACCAUCCAGAUGGGCACAAAGAUAUUUGUUUAGGAUGCCCAUCAACAAGAAUGGCAGGAACAACAGCCACCUGCUCCCUAGCCCUGAGGACUCUUUCUACGAAUUGCUGCUACUGGCUUAUGCUACUUUUCACAUAUCACCUCCUGAAACCUCUUGGCAUCCGGUUGGCUGCAGCAGCUGAAAAUAUCACCAUUGACGUGAGGGUUGAUCCCGAUGACCCCGACAUUGGAUGGGAGGUGGCAUUAAUUCCAGCUGGAGUGAGGAGCAACCUCCUGGCCUGCCACUGGUAUCGAGGGGAGACCGAUAACUUUUUGGAGAUCUUAGCUUACGAUCCCAAGAAAAAUUCAGUGGUCUACGGCCCCGCUACCCGGCAACGAGAGCGUGUCAGGCCCGAUUGUACUCUACUCAUCAGAGACGUUAUAAUCACCGACUCUGACUUCUAUGCUGUUUACAAGCGUAGUGCUAACCAAUCUGAAGUGGGAACCACGCCCUUAAUAGUCAGAGACAGAAGUUACUACGCCGUGGAGCGAACAACGUUGUCUCCAUUAGCCAUCUUAGGGAUCAUAGUUUCCAGUGGCACUGGCUUUGCCUUCAUUCUGUCGCUGGUGCUUUACCGGACCGUGGGCCGUGUUAAAAGGCCUGCACGUGCUACAGAAGUGAUGGGAAGUGAGCAGAUUUCCCAAGUCAAGAUAGAGAGCCAGAUUGGAAGCCAACAGAGAUUAAGUGUUCCAAACAUUCAACCUGGGGCAGAGAGUCAGCUGAGUGCCCUCAACACCAGGCCUCUAUAACGAAGAAGAAAAUCAAGAUUACUCUAGCCUGGAAUCCUGGUGACAUCCUAGUCUAAACAUCAGCCCCCAGCCCCAGAGACCACCUGCUCAUCUCCCUCCCCCCACAGCCAAGAGAGACGCCAUCUACAGGGAGCUAACCACAAAUAUUGAGGGACUUCCUGGUGACUCCAAAAGUCAACAUUGCUCAUAAUCCUCCAGAGUCCUCGGGAGCAAAGGAAUCCAUCACCCGUACUGAUGAAAUAAAAGACCUCAGUGCCCAAA